This is a messenger RNA of Vanessa atalanta (red admiral), 4892 nucleotides long. RefSeq names its product B-cell lymphoma/leukemia 11A (gene Cph). Gene Ontology annotation, molecular function: RNA polymerase II cis-regulatory region sequence-specific DNA binding; DNA-binding transcription factor activity. The transcript is spliced from 5 exons. The record is from RefSeq and is a predicted model, not a curated record. Gene Ontology annotation, cellular component: nucleus. The coding region runs from base 717 to 3320 and encodes 867 amino acids. Lineage: Eukaryota; Metazoa; Arthropoda; Insecta; Lepidoptera; Nymphalidae. Gene Ontology annotation, biological process: regulation of transcription by RNA polymerase II.
CGGGCGGCCGGCCGCGCACCUGCCUCGCACCGCUCCGCACGCGACAUACUACAUCGCGAGACGCUACGAUAAUCACAAACAAUAUAGACUCUAUAUUUUAAUAAAAUUAUCUCGUUUUAUUUUAGUUCUGCAAAUUUUAUCGCUAUUCAAAAACUAAAUUUGGACUUUCUAAGAAGAAGUUUUCUCAUAAUUUUUCGGUAGAGACAGUGGUGAAAAACGGACUAUCAAGUGUAAAAAUAUUUAUGAACAAAUUUUGAGGAAGUGCUAACGUAUGUUUAUUUUUCUGAAUUGCAAGAUCGCAGUUUGUUCGGGUAGAUUAGAUAGAGCACUGAGACGUUCAUUCAAGUGUUGAUAAGACCUUAUGACCAGGCGAAUUUUGUAAGUAAAUAUUGGAAACUGUGAACUGAUUCAUCGCAGCAUGAAAAGAAAAAAGUAAGAAUCGAAAAUGUUUUGAUUAAAAUAGUCACGAUGAAGAAUUUAGAAAGAUUACUAAAAUAAUGAUUUUAUUUAAAUGCCGUCGGACUUUUAUUGAGGAUUACUGUAUGACACCUCGACCUUCCUUAUCGGAACUGUUUUGAGAAUAGUACGGACGAUAAGUCGCCGGACCGACGGCGGCACAUGUGAAGUGCGCUAACAUACUGAUAGCGAGAUAUUAAGAUAAAAUUCUAAGGAUAAAAGAAGUUGUUGAAGGUCUAAAAAUAGGUGACCAAAUCAAGAUGAGAAUCAAGAUGCCAGCUGUACGCAUCGCGCAAGCGGAUGCGGACAGCGCGGCAGAGGGCGGUGGGUCGCCCACGCCCGGCGUGACGGACACGUUAACAUGUGGAGCGUGUCGCAGGGCCUUCGCGCUUGCUGACAUUGUGCGGUUUAUACAGCACAAAGUCUCCUCCUGCGACAAGGACCUCACAUCAUAUCACUGCUAUAGUGCUGGUCCAAACUCUGACCAAGAAGAUGGAUCAAGGCCUGGACAAAUUGCAACGAGCAACUCGAGUGGGAGAAGACCAUCACUCCUCACAGCAAGAAGACCGCCAAGUAGCAGGGUUCAUACCCCGCCUUUGGCAAGCCCUUCAAUAGCACCACCUGAUCUUCUUGAAGAUGGCGGUGCAUCGAGUACACCAAAACGAUUAUUAGAUGUAGCCGACGCUGGAGUAUCAACACCUAAGAGAAGAGCAUCUACAUCGCCUAUGCCUUCAAGUUCACCCGAUGAAGACAUAAAACCCAAAAUCAAACAAGAGCAUAUGGAUACCACAGGAUCUCCUGAGGACCAAAAGAAAUCAAGAACUGAAGUGGCGGACGCAGAAUCUAACACAAUGCAUAGUGAACCUAGUAACUACGUCUGCUCUACUUGCAAAGCGCGAGUACACUCGGCCUGGCGAUUAGUUCAACACGUUCAACAUGUGCACGGUGUGAAAAUAUACGUCGAGAGCAUGCCACAACACCCUCCGAAUAAACAAAAUCAUUCGUCUUCGAGUACUUCUUCUUCGAGCUCAGGCUGCUCCUCUAGUGGUGCGCCUCUCCCACCACCUUCGCUACGCCACCAUCCAUUGUUGCCACCACCUGACCUACAUUCUCCUUUUGGAGUAGGUGGUCUAUUGCGGAUGCCACUACCGGGUAGUUUACCACCGUUAGCUCACCCAUCAGUACCUCCAACACCAUUAUUUGCACGACCAAACCAUCAUGAUCAUCGAUUUCGGAUGGAACAAUUAGUUUCCGAACAAUUUCGUCACCAUGGUCUAAAUUUGGCGGCAGCAGCGGCAGCUGUUGCAGCUAACUCUCUUCCUCCACAUCAAGCAUUUCCAUCACCUGCGGAUCGACCACCUGUAGUUCCAACGUCACUUACGGGUCGAGAACGACAACCACCCGUAUCGCAGCCUCUCUCUUUAGAACCCCAGCUGGAUUUUUACUCGCAGCGCUUGCGGCAACUGGCCGGUACGACCAGUCCAGGGGCGGCCACAGGCAAUUCGAGCUCUCCUAGCCCCAGGAAGCAUUCACCUCCGUUCGCUUCCCCGUCGCCCUCCCGAGUCGGUCAGACUCCACCGGCGGGCGCCGGACCCGGAACGGUGGACACUCCUCGAGAAGCCAUAAAGCCGCACAGUUCAAUAUCCCCCGAACGUCGUAUUGAACCACAGACCGCUGACGCGCCGCCACCAGAACGGCCUUCUUCGACACCUCCAGCAAAAAGGAACAACGAUGAAGCGAUUCAUACUUGUGAAUUCUGUGGUAAGAAAUUCCGAUUUGAAAAUAGCUUAAUAGUGCAUCGUCGCACACAUACUGGUGAAAAACCUUUCAAAUGUAAUCAGUGUGAUGAAGCGUUUGAAAAAAACUCAAAAUUAAAAAAGCACAUGAAAAUGCACCGACGAGGGUCUGAAGCGAAUCCCGAAGAUGGUGAUUCGGGCGGUGAUACUGGUGAGGAUGACUCUGAAGAUGAUUUAGAGGAUGAGGAAUUAGAUGGAGAAGAGGAAGAAGAAAAUGAGGACGGUGAGGAGGUCGAAGAAGCAGAAGACCUUACAGUAUCUAAUAGCAGUGCACCUUCGGCUCCACCACGAAAACAAACUCCUGCUAUACCUGCUCAUCCUCCUUCGGCUUCUGUUGUUGGUGAGCUAAUGGAUAAAUUUGGUUUAUCUAAUAUUGCUCAAUAUAGUGAGGCUUUUAAGCAAGCACUUCAAGAAUCUGGAAAUUCACUUAAAUGGCAGCUUGCCAAAGACCGAGACAAUAACAAUGGUCCACCUGCAGAAAAACCAAAUGGCAUGCCACCUACCGCUGCUUUACGCUUGAAGGAAGAGUUCGCUAAAAUGCCACCCCAACCACAUCCACUGUUCAAUCCUUUUGAAAACCCAUUUGAAGCUUCUAAGCGAAUGAAAUUGGAUAUGGAUAGAGGCGAAGGUUGGUGGCUGCCGACGUUACAUGCACAGCGACCUCCUGAUAAUAUUUUUGAUGGGCUUAAAAAUAGUAGUAAUGGUCUGCUACAGAAUCCCCUUUUAAAAUCAAAGGAUGGACGCCGCAAUGACACUUGUGAGUUUUGCGGAAAAGUAUUCAAGAAUUGUUCGAAUUUGACUGUUCAUCGGAGAUCGCACACUGGCGAAAAACCAUACAAAUGUGAACUAUGUUCCUAUGCAUGCGCGCAAAGCUCAAAGCUGACGAGGCAUAUGAAAACUCACGGCCGGCUCGGCAAGGAUGUGUACCGUUGCAGGUUCUGUGAAAUGCCCUUUUCAGUGCCCUCAACGCUCGAAAAACAUAUGCGUAAAUGUGUUGUGAAUCAAAGUAAUGGUGCUCCUCUUGCUUUAUCCGAUGACUCUAACGCGUGUCGUGAUGAGGCCUCGUGACUCUACCCGUGGGGUGGCCUCCGCUUGCCACCGCCAGCGCCACCCAGCCAGAUCUUCUAGGUCUAAUUUUCAAAUAAAUUUCGUUAUUCGUACCUCUUAAAUUACGUCCUGAGUACGUAACUAUACGUUAUUGGCGAAAAAAUAAGAGGCAUUUGUUCAAUUUCUAGUCUUAAGGAAUGAAUGUAACGAAAUUACUAUUUAAUAUAUCACGCAUUGCAAUAUACGCCCAGAAAUCCUAGAAUCAAAGGGCAUUAAUGUAAGUUAUAGAUACCUUUAGUAACAUAUCUUUUGUGUGAGCCAGUGUUAAGAGUUUCCGUUGUGUUGUUGGUGUUAGUCGAUGAGUUUUGGUUAUGUUCUUCGGAGGCUGUACUAUGAUCUUUACGUUACGUAUUUUCGACUUUGUUUUGACAUGUUUAUUGAUUGUAAAAAGAAACCAAUGCCAAAGUUAGCUACGUUGAUUUAUACAUUAUAGUACAUUUAGUUGUUAAGCUGUGUAUAGCGUCAAUUAAAACAGUUUUUCAGUAUUUUCUAAGAUCUUAUCUAGCAUUGUGUAUUUAGGUAAGUUGUUUCGUAAUUUUAGGAUAUUAUGUAAAAUACAAAGCAAAUGUUUCCUAUACUAGUUAGAACUUGUAAAUACAAACAUAUUGUGUAAUAUUUAAAUCGAGUACCUACCUAUUGAUGUUCAUAUAAUUUAUAGACAACAAUAUUUCGAAAAUUAUAAAUUCCUUUUCGGCGAGAACGGUCAGUUUCCUUUAAUCGAUAAUUAGCGUUGUAGAAAUCAAAAUUGGUAUCGUUAAUGGUAGGUGUUAUUACCAACAAGGUACUUCUAUAUUUAACUAGUGUUAAAAUUUAUUAAAUUAAUAAAUCUUGUGACGCAUUUGAUCUUUAUUUCCACGCUUUUAUUUCGACUGAAUGAAAGCAAGUUAUUUUAUUAAGACUGAAAAGUAUUCCAGUUUUUAUUUUAUUUUUUUAUAAAUAAAUUAUUUCAUGUGAUUUGUGGGAGACCUGUACCUUAAUUAGUCCAAGCGUGAAAUCUUUCAGUAUACGUACUUAAUAUAAAUUAUGAUAGAAUUUAUAUUAGAUAAUAAUAAGUAAAUUAUAAUAGAUAACUCCAUUUUGUCUCCUGAAUCGAUCUCCUUUUGUUACGUCUAUAAUUUAUAUUUAGGGCCUCUUUGGGUUUCGUAAACACAGCUAUUAUAAUACGGCACCUAGACGGGCCCUAGAUAUUCUUUCAAACACUUAUUACCCUUAGCUACGAAGUCGAUAGAUUAUUUUAGAAGUAUGUAAUCGCUUGAAUGUUCGAUUAAUAAGUUAUAAGUAGCUAAGUGUAUAAGUGUAUUAUUAACAGUUAAAUUAAUGUCAUCGCCUUAUUUAUUUUCAAUUUAAACAUUUAAUGUAUGUAUCAUAGUAUUUAUUAAUAAAUCACCUCUCUACGAAACGGUAGACGUAGUUUUUACUAGUACAAAUAUGUAAAAUAAUUGUUUAAAUUCAAACUGUGGUAAAUUUAUACUUUCUUCGUGGAGGGGAGAUAUAGAUUUAAGUAAAAGGACGAAAGACGGAGACGAAAUAGAA